This is a messenger RNA of Pongo pygmaeus (Bornean orangutan), 757 nucleotides long. RefSeq lists its product as uncharacterized. Bases 221 to 757 code for a protein of 178 amino acids. The transcript has 6 exons. The record is from RefSeq and is a predicted model, not a curated record. Lineage: Eukaryota; Metazoa; Chordata; Mammalia; Primates; Hominidae.
UGACACACUGAAGAGUCAACACAAUUCAGGAUCCUCUAAACUGUGUAAAACAAAACAGAGGAGAGAAAAUGUUAACGUGAUUAUCUCUGGGUGGAAAAAAAAAUGGACCCUCCGCCUCACAUUUUUGAAAACACCAGCAGCAGGGCUGCCACCAAUUUGGUCAUUCGAAGAAAAGGCGGGUCUCAGGAAUACCGAUGGCUGUCCUCCCUUUCCCCUUCAGAUGUCAGCCGCAUCUACUCCUGCUUUUGGAAAACCCCAGAGAAAACGGACCUGCCAGGCAGCCAACCAACCACCAGCCCCCGUGAAAGGCUGGAACCCAGCUGCCCAAUUCGGUUGCUCCUGUCCAAAGCCAGACAGGUUAAAGACGAGUUCACAGAUGGUAAAUCGCGUGGAGAGAAAUGAGCUGGAGAGUUACACCGAGUCAACGCGGGACACGGCUCCCGGCCCGGGCCGGGCCAGGGGUGGGAGGCGGUUCCCGACCGCAGGCGGCGGGACUCCCAAGCGCCGAGGGACCCAAGUCUCCACUCCACCCACACGCCCACCCGGCGUCGGGGCGCUGCGGCCUUGCCCCACGAGCCCAGCGCAGGCCGCAGCCUGGCCUGGGGAUCCGGCACCUGGGCAGGGUUUCCCACCGACGCCCGCUCGGAAGGCGAGAGCCCCCACGCGGCCCGGCGCGGCGCGGCCCCCGGGGACCGCGAGCAACAAAAGCCCGGCCCGCAGCCCCUGCUCCUCGCCUUCCUUUUCAAUUCUCCCCUGA